This is a messenger RNA of Penaeus chinensis, 1799 nucleotides long. Its product is annotated as dynein regulatory complex protein 9-like. Gene Ontology annotation, molecular function: protein binding. Bases 567 to 1589 code for a protein of 340 amino acids. The record is from RefSeq and is a predicted model, not a curated record. NCBI's taxonomy places the organism in Eukaryota, Metazoa, Arthropoda, Malacostraca, Decapoda, Penaeidae. The transcript has a single exon. Gene Ontology annotation, biological process: cilium organization. Gene Ontology annotation, cellular component: cytoplasm; motile cilium.
AUAUCACCAUCAUCACCACCAUCAUCACCACCAUCAUUAUCAUCACCAUCAUUAUCAGCAACAUUAUCAAACAUAACAAACAAUAAUCCCACACUUAGCACCAUCUUAAUUAUCAUUAUUGCACAGUCAUUGUCACCAUUAUCAGCACCAAAAUACCUUUAAAACAGGUUUGCUCAAUGUAAAUGUUAUGUUUUCAAUAUAUUUCGUAGAGAUUUGUCAUUACUUCAACAAUUGGAUGUUACAGAAAGUGGAACAGUUCAGUAAAAAAAGGUCUAAUUAAAUUUAUGAUUAAGCUAAAAUUAGUGUAAUAGUUGCCCAAGGUAAAAGAUUUGGAUUAUUUAUACAAAAAUGUAUCCCAUUUACCUAUUAUGUGUUAUCAUUACUUAAUUUUUUGCAAAGUAUGGUAAUAUCAUUAUAUUUAUUUAAGUUAUAGCUAGAAUGAUCCAUUUUCUGUUGGUUGCCAUGGUGAUUGUUUACUGUUGUCAGGGCAACCCCAGAAUUUAGUGCUGUACUAAUAUGAAUCUUUGUCCAGUGUCAUAGAGUUCCUUUUUUAUUGCUCACCAAAGAUGUGUGCUUCAUUAAGUUUUGAAGAUUAUAAUCUUGGGCCACGCACAAGUAAAAAUGUCAGUAGAUUUACCAAGAAAGCUUAUCAGAGCAUUCAGCUGAUAAGGGAAUUACUUCCAAUGCCACCUUCCAAGUCUGAUAUAGAAGACAUUGACUUGACUGAAGAAAUUGGCAGUGGUACUCAAGCUCAAACUCUGAACCUAAGGAAAUUUCAUGAUGACUUGAAAUAUAUUGAAAAAAUAUUCAUCAGCCUUGCUGGUGAAUUAGAAAGCUCUUGUAGUUUUAACAGUCUUCAAGAAUUCAUUCAAAAUGAAAAGACAGAACAAAAGAAAAAGGCAGACUUCAUAGCUAUGUUUCAUGGACAGAAAUGGAAAGCAAAACACUUUGAAAAGAGUAACAGAAUACGAUGUCUUCAAAGAGAACUUCGAAGUGUCAGGCAAGACACAGUAAAACAGAUUCAAGCCAAGGAUGAAGAGAUUGCCUAUCUUACAAAAGCUGUUGAGGAUGCUAAGCGAUUGAAUCCCAAGAGAGAAGAAUUUGAGAAGAAGUUGGCUAAAGUUCAGAUAGAAAACCUUCAGUUUGUGAUUGAGCAGGAAAUGAAAGAUAUAUGUAGUAAGAAUGCCAAAGUGGGGAGAGAAAUCCCUCAGGAGAUAAGGGUGCAUGAUGCACUGAUAACCUUCCUGAAGGAGAGUUGUGCAAAGCUAGAGGCCAGAAUACUAGAAUGGGAAACGAUGUUUGAAACAGAUACUCAGGAAAAGAGGCAGGAAGUGGCUGUGUGGCAGGCAGAAGUCCAGACCAAAAAGACUGAUUUGGAGAACCUGGAUGAAAGAUAUGAGAGUUUCAGGAAGGUUGUGAUGGAGUACGAAGCAGCAAGAGAAAUUGAACGCUUGGAGAAGGAGGAGGAGGACAGGAGGAACAGAGCUGCUGCAAAGAUCCAAGCAUGGUGGAAGGGCUGGAUGGUCAGGAGAGGAAUGAAUGCAGGUUUCAAGAAAAAGAAUAAGAAAAACAAACCUGUAAAAAAGUAACUAGGAAUAUACAGGAAAUCUUAAUAACACUUGAUAGAAACAUUACAGGAAGGACAAUAUUAUUUAACAGAAACAGGUUAAAUAAUUGCAUUAAAAAAAUCCUAUGUCAGUUGCUGAUGGUAGGCCUACUUAGACUGAAGGGAUAUGGUUUGUACAUAAAUUGAAAGUAAAGUUAACACUGAUUUCACAAGCAGGAAAAAGGGCAGAUCC